GCCCCUCUGUGUCUGUGUGCGUGCUUCUGAAAGCUUGGCAGGAAUGUGAGAAGCCAACCAACAAAUCAAGUGCGUCGUGGAUCGAAUCCAUUCCAGCGAAAUUGGUGAUUUAGUUUUGUAAAAAAUCUGUCCCGAGAAUCGUACAUCGGAUUGUGCAAUCUCACUAAACUAUCAAUAGCAACAUUCACUCUCGUCAGCAAUUCACGGGGAGGGUUUGUGUGGAUGUGUGUGCGAGAGAUUUGAAGUGAAGGGAUUUUCGCACAUGUCGGGUUCGAUUCCGGUUCCGGUGGUGUUGCUGCUUGCGUUGCUGGUCAGAUGACUUCCGAGGAGACGAACUGGCUUAGCUACUACACUGUGAGAUUGCCGGUAGUUAGUGACUGUCCGGCAGGUCAAACUGCUAGAGUUACAUCAAACCUGCACUCAUCCAGUAGCACCAUGGCAAACAGCAGGGUGCCCUCGCCCCCGCUGCCGGAAGUAAACACACCGGUGGCGGAAAAUUGGUGUUACACUCAGGUCAAAGUGGUCAAAUUCAGCUACAUGUGGACGAUCAACAAUUUCAGCUUCUGCCGGGAAGAGAUGGGCGAAGUGUUGAAAUCUUCCACAUUCUCUGCGGGUGCUAAUGACAAACUAAAAUGGUGCUUGCGCGUCAAUCCGAAAGGUCUCGACGAAGAAAGCAAAGACUAUCUCUCCCUCUACCUGUUGCUGGUGUCCUGCAAUAAAUCGGAAGUGCGGGCAAAGUUCAAAUUCUCGAUCCUAAAUGCCAAACGGGAGGAAACGAAGGCGAUGGAAUCGCAGCGAGCGUACCGGUUCGUGCAGGGCAAGGACUGGGGCUUCAAGAAGUUCAUCCGCCGGGAUUUCCUGCUCGACGAAGCGAACGGGUUGCUACCGGAGGACAAGCUAACGAUAUUCUGCGAGGUCAGCGUGGUGGCCGACAGUGUGAACAUUUCCGGCCAGAGCAACAUCAUCCAAUUCAAAGUGCCAGAAUGCAAGCUGUCCGAGGAUCUGGGGACACUGUUCGACAACGAAAAGUUUAGCGACGUCACCCUGGCGGUCGGCGGACGGGAGUUCCAGGUGCACAAAGCAAUCCUAGCCGCACGUAGCCCCGUGUUUGCCGCAAUGUUCGAGCACGAGAUGGAGGAGCGAAAGCAGAACCGGGUCGCCAUCACCGACGUGGACCACGAAGUAUUAAAAGAGAUGCUACGGUUUAUCUACACCGGGAAGGCGCCCAACCUGGACAAGAUGGCGGACGAUUUGCUGGCGGCGGCCGAUAAGUACGCGCUGGACAAGCUGAAGGUGAUGUGCGAGGAAGCGCUCUGUGUUAAUCUGUCGGUCGAGACCGCGGCCGACACGCUGAUUCUGGCCGAUCUCCACAGCGCCGACCAGUUGAAGGCGCAAACGAUAGACUUCAUCAACACCAGUCAUGCGACCGACGUGGUGGAAACGGUUGGCUGGAAGAACAUGGUGACGACGCAUCCGCACCUGCUGAACGAAGCCUACCGCGCACUGGCGACCCAGCAGAUACCACCGAUUGGUCCACCGCGCAAACGGGUGAAAAUGAGCUGAAAUAAAAUGUUG
Molecule: messenger RNA, 1575 nt
Organism: Anopheles bellator
Lineage: Eukaryota; Metazoa; Arthropoda; Insecta; Diptera; Culicidae
Gene: rdx
Product: protein roadkill
Exons: 8
Coding region: 316-1563 (415 amino acids)
Biological process (GO): proteasome-mediated ubiquitin-dependent protein catabolic process; regulation of proteolysis
Cellular component (GO): nucleus; cytoplasm
Molecular function (GO): ubiquitin protein ligase binding
Source: RefSeq, a predicted model, not a curated record